AUGCCUGUGGCAAACCCCGUGACCUCUUCUCAGCCCAAGACUCAGAUUCCUGGUUCUCGACCCAUGGGCGGCCUCGAGAUUGGCCUCAUGGCGGGCUCCAUCGUUUUUUUCGUCGUUUUGAUUUCCUCAAUCUUUAUCGUGCGAGGUCUCGACCAGCGCCGUCGAGUCAAAGAAAUGAUGCGACGAGCUGAAGAGGGCAACGCGGGGGUCAAGGGUGAACCCCAGACCUCCCAGGACGAUAACAUGCCAGGACAUGGCCAGCACGAAGCUGCCAAGCACCACCUCUGGGGAAAAUUAGUGGCCAAUCUGAAGACCUAUCUGUAUCGCCUGAGAGCCAACCAGGAGAAGGUCGGAAAUGUCUCAGAGGCCUCAUCCAACACCAAGGCUGGCCAGACAAACUAG
Messenger RNA from Fusarium sp. VM40, 402 nucleotides. NCBI's taxonomy places the organism in Eukaryota, Fungi, Ascomycota, Sordariomycetes, Hypocreales, Nectriaceae. The record is from the annotation of a GenBank genome assembly.